This is a messenger RNA of Spinacia oleracea (spinach), 318 nucleotides long. Its product is annotated as probable polyamine oxidase 4. The transcript has 4 exons. Gene Ontology annotation, biological process: polyamine catabolic process. Lineage: Eukaryota; Viridiplantae; Streptophyta; Magnoliopsida; Caryophyllales; Amaranthaceae. Gene Ontology annotation, cellular component: peroxisome. Gene Ontology annotation, molecular function: polyamine oxidase activity. The record is from RefSeq and is a predicted model, not a curated record. The coding region runs from base 1 to 318 and encodes 105 amino acids.
AUGUUGUACUUGCAUCUCUGGACUGAGAAAAUUAGGGAUGCCCACAGUGAUGACAUGUCAGUUCUUCAAGCCAUUUCAAUUGUGCUGGAUGCCCAUCCACACUUGAGACAAAAAGGGCUAGCUCAUGAAGUACUUCAGUGGUUCUUGUGUAGAUUAGAAGCUUUGUUUGCUGCUGAUGCAUAUAUGAUAUCCUUGAAAACUUGGGAUCAGGAGCAAGUUAUUUCUAGUGGUCAUGGACUAAUGACGCAAGGUUACUACCCUUUAAUAGAUACGCUUUCCAAGGACAUUGACCUACGGUUGAAUCAAAGGGGAUUUUGA